This is a messenger RNA of Trichoplax adhaerens, 798 nucleotides long. RefSeq lists its product as uncharacterized. NCBI's taxonomy places the organism in Eukaryota, Metazoa, Placozoa, Uniplacotomia, Trichoplacea, Trichoplacidae. The record is from RefSeq and is a predicted model, not a curated record. Gene Ontology annotation, biological process: iron-sulfur cluster assembly. Bases 1 to 798 code for a protein of 265 amino acids. The transcript has 9 exons. Gene Ontology annotation, molecular function: 4 iron, 4 sulfur cluster binding; ATP binding; ATP-dependent FeS chaperone activity. Gene Ontology annotation, cellular component: cytosol.
AUGGCUGAAGAAGGAGCUCAAAAAGCUACCGGCAAGAUUAAAUCGGUCGUUUUGAUUCUAUCUGGUAAAGGAGGUGUUGGUAAAAGUACUGUAGCGUCACAAAUUGCAUUGGAAUUAGCAAAUGGAGGAAACAAGGUUGGAAUUUUAGAUGUUGAUCUAUGUGGCCCAAGCAUUCCGCGAGUUUUGGGAUUAGAAGAUAAGGAUGUCCAUCAAUGUGCAGAUGGUUGGAUUCCGGUGUAUGCUGACAAAAAUGAAAAACUGGCAGUAAUGUCGAUUGGAUUUCUAUUACGUAAUAGCAAAGAUGCUGUAGUUUGGAGAGGGCCUAAAAAAAAUGCUAUGAUUAAGCAAUUUUUAUCCGAUGUGGUAUGGGGCGACUUAGACUAUCUUAUAAUUGAUACUCCUCCAGGUACUUCAGAUGAACACAUUACAGUAGCUGAAAAUGUCAGAGGUUUAAAUCUUACUGGAGCUGUAAUGGUCACUACACCUCAAGCGGUUGCUUUAGGUGAUGUUAGAAGAGAAAUAACCUUUUGUAAGAAGGUUGGAAUUCCUAUUGUUGGCAUCGUUGAAAAUAUGAGUGGUUAUACCUGCCCUAAUUGUUCGGAAUGCACUAAUAUAUUCUCUAAAGGCGGAGGUGAAGCACUAGCCCAACUUACGCAAGUACCAUUUCUAGGUUGCUUACCACUUGAUCCGAAAUUGACGAUGUCGAUAGAAGAUGGGAAAUCUUUCACUGAAUUGUACUCAGAAUCACCAACUGCGUUAGCCAUCAGGGAAAUUAUCCGACCGUUAAUAACUUCUUAA